Molecule: messenger RNA, 1105 nt
Organism: Osmerus eperlanus (European smelt)
Lineage: Eukaryota; Metazoa; Chordata; Actinopteri; Osmeriformes; Osmeridae
Product: phosphatidylinositol transfer protein beta isoform
Exons: 12
Coding region: 47-862 (271 amino acids)
Biological process (GO): phospholipid transport
Cellular component (GO): cytoplasm
Molecular function (GO): phosphatidylcholine binding; phosphatidylinositol transfer activity; phosphatidylcholine intramembrane carrier activity
Source: RefSeq, a predicted model, not a curated record
AUGACGUCAGAGCUAGUACGCAACCGCAGCAGGCGAAAAAGCGACGAUGGUCCUCAUCAGGGAAUACCGUGUUGUCCUGCCCUGCACUGUGGAGGAGUACCAAGUGGGACAGCUGUUCUCCGUGGCCGAGGCCAGCAAGAACGAGACAGGCGGGGGGGAAGGCAUUGAGGUGCUCAAGAACGAGCCCUACGAGAAGGAGGGGGAGAAAGGACAGUACACACACAAGAUCUACCACCUCAAGAGUAAAGUCCCUGCGUUUGUGAGGAUGAUAGCUCCUGAGGGCUCCCUGGUCUUCCAUGAAAAAGCCUGGAAUGCAUACCCUUACUGCCGAACCAUCGUCACGAAUGAGUACAUGAAAGAUGACUUCUUCAUCAAGAUUGAGACGUGGCACAAACCAGACCUGGGGACACUGGAGAACGUGCAUAAGCUGGACCCGGCCACUUGGAAGAGUGUAGAGGUGGUGCCCAUCGACAUAGCUGAUGGGGAACAAGUCGCCCCAGAAGACUACAAGCAGGAGGAGGACCCAGCUCUGUUCAAGUCCUCCAAGACUGGGAGAGGACCCCUUGGACCCAACUGGAAGAAGGAGCUGGCUGUGAAGACCGACUGCCCCAGGAUGUGCGCCUACAAGCUGGUGACCGUCAAGUUCAAGUGGUGGGGUCUUCAGACGAAGGUGGAGAGCUUCAUCCACAAGCAAGAGAAACGCAUCUUCACCAACUUCCACCGGCAGCUGUUCUGCUGGAUCGACAGCUGGGUGGAGCUGACCAUGGAGGACAUCAGGAGGAUGGAGGCAGAGACGCAGAAGGAGCUGGAGGAGAUGCGUCAGAAGGGCUCUGUGCGAGGCACCACGGCCACAGACGAGUAGCCGCUGCCGCCCUAGGUCUGAGCGAGGCUAUCUCCGCAAACACGGCCAAGUCAGAGGAACCAGUGCUGCCAACGACGAAUGACAACAGAAGGAUUAUUUCAAAACGCGACAACUACGACAAGGAUCACCACGACGACGAAGAGUGCGACGCAGACUUCCUGGGCGCCGUCCUCCCCCGGGCGCUCAGGGAGGGGGGGGGGGGGGGGGGGGGAGGUGCCACCGCCCGCCAACGAUCACUAAAAA